Botrytis byssoidea is the source of this 1247-nucleotide messenger RNA. RefSeq lists its product as uncharacterized. The coding region runs from base 142 to 1077 and encodes 311 amino acids. NCBI's taxonomy places the organism in Eukaryota, Fungi, Ascomycota, Leotiomycetes, Helotiales, Sclerotiniaceae. Gene Ontology annotation, cellular component: cytoplasm. Gene Ontology annotation, molecular function: aldehyde-lyase activity. The transcript is spliced from 2 exons. The record is from RefSeq and is a predicted model, not a curated record.
AUUACCAACUGUUCGAUGAACAUACGAUUAUGCCGUGUCCGAAUGAUAUAAAAGGGGGAGGAUGUCAAGGAAAGUGAAGUCUAUCUCAUCCAUUCAUCCCUUCUUCAUUCAAGAUAAUUCAAUCUCACAACUCAUUUCACCAUGAACGCCCUUAUUGACUCGUUAACAAACGGUAAUGCCUCCAGUUCUCAUGAAGGAGUCUUAGCUUACAGAGCUCCCUCCCUUCUCCAACCUCAUAGAGCUCGUGAUGCUAUCCGCGAUGCACACGAUGGAAAGAUCGCACCACUAGUUGGUUUCUUUGUCGGUUUACCGUCUCCACCUAUCGCAAAAGUAGCAGCUCAAUUGGGCUAUGAUUGUGUGUGGAUUGAUUGGGAACAUACAUCCAUGAGUGUGGAAACUAUGACGCAAAUGGUGCAUGAUGUUCAAUUUAUGAGUGAGGGAAAGAGUUUUGCAAUCGUUCGUGUGUCAGGCCAUGGCCACGCAUCAAUAGGCUAUGCCCUAGAUGCUGGUGCCUCUAUUCUCGUCCCCCAAGUCGAUACAGUAGAACAAGCCAAACAAAUCAUCUCGUCCGCCAAAUUCGGCGCCGUUCGAAAUGGUACUCGUUCAGCACCUCCAGCUCGAUACCUAAUGGGUAUCUCAGACACCACCAUCGAUCCCUCCAAGUCCAUUUGGGAAAACGUAAAUAACCAAGCCGCCAUAAUAAUUCAAAUUGAAACUCUCCAAGCAAUUCACAAUCUCGAUGCUAUUCUUACCGAAUGCGGCGAAAAUAUUGAUUCGGUCUGGCUAGGCUCAUUGGAUGCGAGAAUUAGUAUGGGACUGCCCGGUAUGUGGGGUGCUGAGAAGGAAUGGACUGAUGCGGUUGCACUUUAUGAAAGUACAUUGGCAAAGCAUAAUAAACCUUCCAGUGGAAUGGCUAUGGGCUUUAGCGUGGAUGAUAAGAUAGCGAUGGCAAGAGGGAAAAGUUUGGUGGUUAGUGGGAGUGACGUCUUUCCAUUGAUGAUGCAGGCAGCUGAGGCGAAACAAAUGCAUGCAAAUUUGAAGGCUCACGAUCACAAGGGAAUUUACAAGAUAUUGUAAGAGCCGGGUGAAGAAGUCCGUUAUUGUGGUGUUCAGCCAGCAACAGGAAGAAUUGCGAGCGGGAAAAGGACAAUGGUUUAUGUUUAGAGAUUAAAAUAUCAAAAUUUUACAUUCACUAAAUUUGUUUUCUACUCCUAUUCUACAGCUGAUAAUCAAAUUUCGUCUAUAAG